Messenger RNA from Racocetra persica, 125 nucleotides. NCBI's taxonomy places the organism in Eukaryota, Fungi, Glomeromycota, Glomeromycetes, Diversisporales, Gigasporaceae. The record is from the annotation of a GenBank genome assembly.
CUGAUGAUAUUCAAAUUGAAAUUGAUGAUACUCUAAUUGAAGGUGAUGAUAAUCUAAUUGAAGGUAGUGAUAAUCUAAUUGAAAGUGAUGAUAAUCUAAUAGAAGUUGAUAAUAAUUCAAUUGAA